Molecule: messenger RNA, 2737 nt
Organism: Ornithorhynchus anatinus (platypus)
Lineage: Eukaryota; Metazoa; Chordata; Mammalia; Monotremata; Ornithorhynchidae
Gene: RHOJ
Product: ras homolog family member J
Exons: 5
Coding region: 485-1153 (222 amino acids)
Biological process (GO): small GTPase-mediated signal transduction
Molecular function (GO): GTPase activity; GTP binding
Source: RefSeq, a predicted model, not a curated record
GAGGGCCGUCAUUUCUCCUACACAGACAGAGAGAGACAGGUCCCCCCUCCCGCCCCGUGGAGGGAGAGAGAGAGAGAGGGAGGCCUCCGGCGGGCGGUGGGAAGGGAGGGCGAGGCGUGUUUGAGGAGGAAGCGGCUCCGGCUGCCUCCGCGCCCCUCCUUCCUUGCUUCCUUGCUUCCUUCCUUCCCUCCCUCGCUCCCUCCUUCCUCGGCCCCAGGGUGUUGGCGGUUGGCGGGCCGAGGGAGGCAGCGGCAGGCUGUUCCUGCUCCUGCUCCUGCUGCUGCUCCUGCCGCUCCUGCUCCCGCGCGUCGUGGUGCCCGUGGGCGCUUGUGAGGUUGGGCGUGUGGGGAGGCGGCAGGAUGCGGGUUGGGGCCCCGCUCCUCCGUGUCCGCCGUGGUGGGGAGCGGCGGGACCGGGCGGCGGGGCCGGGCGGCGGCCGGCGCUAGGCCCGAGGGCUCCGGCCGGGGUCCGGAGCCCGGCCGCGAUGAGCCGCGGGGACGAGGAGGACGGCGGCCGGCCCGGCGGCGGCGGCGGCGGCGGCGGCGGCGGCGGCUCCAAGAUGCUCAAGUGCGUGGUGGUGGGAGACGGCGCCGUGGGCAAGACCUGCCUGCUGAUGAGCUAUGCCAACGACGCCUUCCCCGAGGACUACGUGCCCACCGUCUUCGACCACUACGCCGUUUCAGUGACCGUGGGAGGCAAGCAGCAUUUGCUCGGACUGUAUGACACGGCGGGUCAGGAGGACUAUAAUCAGCUGAGGCCACUCUCCUACCCCAACACCGAUGUGUUCCUGAUCUGCUUCUCCGUGGUGAAUCCUGCCUCUUACCACAACGUCCAGGAAGAAUGGGUCCCCGAACUGAAAGACUGCAUGCCCCACGUGCCUUAUGUCCUCAUAGGAACCCAGAUCGAUCUGCGAGACGACCCCAAGACCCUGGCCCGGCUGCUCUGUAUGAAGGAGAAACCCCUCACCUAUGAGCACGGGGUGAAGCUAGCUCGAGAGAUCGGAGCACAGUGCUAUUUGGAGUGUUCGGCCCUGACCCAGAAAGGCCUGAAAACGGUCUUUGACGAAGCGAUCCUCACCAUCUUCCACCCGAAGAAAAAGGCUCACUGUCCCCGCGGCCGCCAGCGCCGCCGCCGCUGCUGCUCCGUCCUGUGAGCUGGGCUGUGCCCCCGACCUGCCGGCCUGCGGGGUGGGAGACACGCGGCCCGGAGCCUCCGAGCCCGAAGGCCCGGCCAGCCGGACGGACGGCCCCGCGUUGGCGGAAGUUGGCGGCGGCUCGGUCCGUCGGGCUCCGUGGGGGUUGUGUGGGACUCCGGCCCGGGAGGCGGCUCGUGGUGCUAAAGCCAAACGACACCUUGACUUAUUCGCUUUCACCUCCUGCAACGGAGAAAUGUGGACCGACGUUUCCAGGAACUGUGCAGAGAACCGGACGGAAACUCCAUUGCAGAUCUGUGGCCUUAUGUGAAACAAGAUGGAAGCGUGGGGCAGGAAUUCAUCGAAAAGCACAAACUUUUUUCUGACCCUAAUAGCGUAGCGUAGUGUACAAGUCUCACACGUUCAUUGUUUCGAGACGUUGGUUAGUUCAGACUUUGCUCAGACUGUUGAGAGACACCAAAUGGGCCUUAAUCGAGAACCGCAUUCCUUUUUGUUUCCUGCCGCCCGGGGGUCCCUUCCAAAGCCGUCAGGUAUCAACUUUUACCUCUCGAUGGGCUUCUAAUGUAUCGCAAGAAAUGUGCGCGAGUCCUUUUAACCUGUGCCGGGCUGCCGCGCAGAUCCCUGCAAGAGCCACCCGUGCUGGCGCAGUGAGCUUUGGUGUCUAGACCAGGGUCCCAGCAACUGUGCCCACGUCACCCUGAGUCCACGGCGACGUUUCACCAAAGAUCCCAGAGCCCGCGGGUACCAGGCCCUGACCCGGGCGGCCUUGGAGGCGUGCGCUGGCAAACAAUCAUCGGGGUCCAUGCGCCAGGAUUCCCAGCUCUGAGGACCGGCAAUGCCAAGCUGGCGGCGGCCUUGAUGGGGAGCAGAAGGAAUCCCAGGCCUGGCACAAGGAAGCCCACUGAGAGAGAAGUUUUCGGUGGCUUUGAGGGAGGAGCUUCCCGGGCGGCCACCGUGACCUCUGCCAUUUCACUGGCCGGAUCGUGCCGUGGUGGGGCUGAGCCUUGGCGGGGACCUCGACCUCCCGGUUUUACAGUGUGGUUGCCCAGCCUUCUAGGACAGGUGCCGUUGACGGGGAGGCGCAGGUGGCAGAGUGGUGUGCUGGGAGGGUGGGAAUAAAAAUGGACCCCGAACUUUCUGCCACUCGGUCAAGCCUCUGCCUUGUCACUGGGACCCGUCCAGCGAGCCCGCCAUUUUGCACAGUCGCCAGCGGCUUUCCCAGUGCAUUAGCAGUAGCGAUGGUAUUUGCUGAGAGCCCCCUAGGUACCGUGCACUUUGCUUAACACUUGGGAAAGCACACUGCAGAAUGAGACAUUCCCUGCCCGCAAGGAGUUUGUAAUCUUAACACAGAGGCUCUCCAUUAGCAAAAACGAGGGUUCUGUGAGCCAACAGGGUCUCCAAAAUGCCCAGUAAUGAUGGUGUUUUGAGUUGAUCAACAAAGCCCCGCCCUACACGUAAACGUGACCAUCAGUCGGUGUGACUCCAAAAGGGACCAAGCCAGCCCGGGGUCUCGGCCUCUCUAGUUCAGUUCUCCCCAGUGCUUGGUACAGUGUUCUCCGCACAAUAAACGCUCAAUAAAUACGA